AUGUCAGUAAAUAAGGAGAACAGUUCCGAAUCUGGUUCUCUACACGAAUUUGAAGUCCGUUUUGAUGGGAGUGACGAUGAUAUAGAAGAUGCACUCCGUCUUUCGGAAACACGCAAAUGGCUAAUCGUUAUCCUCAUUUCAUUGGGAUCAGUAUGCAUAACAUCAAUAUCCUCUGUUUGGGCUUUAGCUUCUAGGCAUAUUAUGAGAAAAUUUCAUAUUAGCCACGAAGUAUCAACGCUUGGUAUAUCCUUUUACAUUUGGGGUCUAGGCACGGGUGGUAUCUUUUUAUCUCCCAUCCUGGAGUUCCAUGGGCGCAAAAUUGUAUACACAUUGGGAUUAUUUGUGGUAUUUGCAUUUCAGUUCGUUCCCGCUUUCUCAAACAACAUUGGCUCUAUACUCUUUUCACGAUUCAUUAGUGGUUUUUUCGGGGCUUCUUUUUUGUCUGUUGCGAGUGGUACUUUCAGUGACCUUUUCCGCAAGACGGAGCGGAAUUCAAAGGGGAGACCUGAUCAAACUAAAGCCUUAAACCAAGCUUUAGUUAUGUAUUCUGCAUCUCCUUUCAUAGGGCCAGGCUUGGGUCCCCUAAUUUCAGGGUUCGUUAAUGAGCAUCUAAAUUUCAGGUGGACCUUCUAUAUUAUGGCCAUUUGGUCUGGAGUUGUAAUGGUUGCGGUAAUUUUCUUCAUUCCCGAAACAUACGAACCCGUGCUAUUAAAGAAAAAGGCAAUUAGACUUAGAAAAACAACUGGGGAUGACAGAUGGUUUGCUCCCAUAGAGCUCAAUAAGGCUUCAAUUUAUGAGAGUAUAAUAUUGUCCUCGAAGCGGCCUAUACUUUUGAUAUUUCGAGACAACAUGACCCUUGCUUUAUGUUUUUACUCUGGUUUUGUACUAGCAAUCGUUUACAUGUUUUUCGUUUCCUUUCCCUAUAUCUUCGAAUCAGUAUAUGGCUUUAGUCUACAAGACCAAGGACUCUCAUUUGUUGGUUUGAUAUUGGGUUUGGGAAUCACAGCAUUCGUAUCUCCUCCCAUUUUCGACCAUAUCCUCGAAAAAUUGACUAAGAAAAAUGGAUAUUAUUGCACAGAGUACCGCUUUCUCCCGCUUAUUGCGGGGGUUUUCAUUAUUCCUAUUGGUUUAUUUAUCAUAGCAUGGACUUCAUAUCCUCAGUGCCAUUGGAUUGCACCUAUUGUUGGUUCAUUUUUUUAUGGAAUGGGCACCAUUUUGGUUUUCAAUGGUAUUUUUUCGUAUACUGUGGAAGCUUAUAGAAAGUAUACCGCUUCAGCUAUGGCUACCAACUCCUUUGUUCGUUCUGCCAUGUCUGGAGUGUUUCCUUUGUUCACGUUGCAAAUGUACAAGAAAAUGAAUAUUCACUGGGCGACGACAUUACUCGCACUUUUGGGUUGUCUUUUGAUUCCAAUCCCUUUUAUAUUCUAUAAAUACGGGGCCGAACUACGAAGGAAGAGUCCCUAUACCUGGAGCGAAUGA
Messenger RNA from Clavispora lusitaniae ATCC 42720, 1479 nucleotides. RefSeq lists its product as uncharacterized. Lineage: Eukaryota; Fungi; Ascomycota; Pichiomycetes; Serinales; Metschnikowiaceae. Gene Ontology annotation, cellular component: plasma membrane. Gene Ontology annotation, molecular function: transmembrane transporter activity. The record is from RefSeq and is a predicted model, not a curated record. Gene Ontology annotation, biological process: transmembrane transport.